UCUCUCUCAGUCAUCAUUGUUAAACAAUUGUAGCUCAUUUGAAUGAAUGGAAUUAUCAAUGAUUAAUCCGGUGGUCAUUAUCCGAUAUGAUAAUUAUCGUCAUACGUUCGUUCUUAUCAAAAACAAAACAAAAACAAAAACAUUCGUCAUAAUUCAUUCUGUAAAUUAUAUUUAACUCAAGCAAUGGAAACCUAGAUGGCAAUACUUUCGAUAUUCAUUCAAGAAUCCAGUUUUGUUUUGCUUUGUUUAGCUGUGAAUGAUUGAAUAUUAUCAUCAUUUCAGUUUGUUUUUUUUAUGUGUUGAUGCCAACAAUCUUGACUGACCGGUCCUCGAUGGUAGACUUCCAUCAUCACCAUAUCAUGACCUUUUCAUUGAAAUAUGAUUUCGUGUUGUUGUUGUUACUGUUCGAUUAGUUGAAAAGUGAUGUAUGUUGUUUGGGUUUUUUUUUGUCUAAAUUCAAAAACAUUUCAUAAUGACCAAUAUUAAACAAUCAUAUUCAAAUACAACAAUAUCCACACCGGUGAAAGAAAAUCUGUCAAAUACGAAUCCGUUAUCUGCCCGAUUUCAUUUUGAAUGGUGGCUUUGUUUUUCGAUUAUCAGCGUGUUGGCAUUCGUAACAAGAUUCUAUAAAAUAGCCGAACCUAAUCAUGUUUGCUGGGAUGAAACGCAUUUUGGUAAGAUGGCAAGUUGGUACAUUAAUCAUACCUUCUUUUUCGAUGUUCAUCCACCAUUAGGAAAGAUGCUCAUAGCAUUAGCUGGCCACUGGACGGGAUAUAAUGGGACAUUUCCUUUUAAUAAACCGGGUGAUAGUUAUGGUGAUUAUCCAAUACUUGGAAUGAGAAUUUUCUGCGCAGCACUGGGCACAAUGAUUGUUCCAUGUUCAUUUGUAAUCGUUUGGAAUCUAUCUCGAUCACUACCAGCAUCGAUAAUGGCAUCAACUCUAUUACUAUUUGAUAUCGGAAUGAUUAUUUUGUCCCAAUAUAUUUUAUUGGAUCCGGUUUUAAUGUGUUUUAUUAUCUGUUCAACGAUGGGUAUGACAAUGUUUCAUUCAUAUGCUGAUCGUCCAUUUCAAAAACCUUGGUGGUUUUGGCUCAGUUGGUCAGGAUUCUUUUUAGCUUGUGCCAUGAGUGUCAAAUUCGUUGGAUUAUUUGUCGUAUUAUUGGUCGGUAUAUUCACCAUCAAUGAUUUAUGGAACAUUUAUGGUGAUUUGAAUAAUUCGAUUCCGUUGGUUAUGAAACAUUUUCUGGCAAGAGUAUUAUGUUUGAUCAUACUUCCAAUUAUUGUUUACGUUUCAUUUUUCUGGUGUCAUUUGACCGUGCUAAAUCGAAGCGGUAGUGGUGAUGGUUUCUAUAGUUCAGCAUUUCAAUCAACACUGGAAGGUAAUUCAUUGUAUAACGCGUCAAUGCCACAAUAUGUUGCAUAUGGUGCUUCGCUAACAAUCAAAAAUCACCGAACCGGUGGUGCAUAUCUCCACUCACAUUGGCAUCUUUAUCCGGAAGGUGUUGGUGCUCGUCAACAACAGGUGACCACUUAUUCACAUAAAGAUGAUAACAACAAAUGGCGUAUCAAAAAAUAUAAUGAAGAAAGCUCGGAAAAUGCUGAACCUAUCGAAUAUGUCAAGAAUGGUGAUCUGAUUCGCCUGGAACAUCUGGUUACUGAACGAAACCUUCAUAGCCAUAAUGAAAUAGCUCCGAUUACGAAAAAACAUUUUCAAGUUACGUGUUAUGGUGAGAAAGGAGUCGGUGACGCGAAUGAUGUUUUUCGUAUUGAAUUCGAAACGGGUAAUACCGGGCAGCCAUUAGAAGCUGUGAAAACAAGAUUUAAAUUGAUUCAUUAUUUAAUGAAUUGUGCCAUUUAUUCGCAUAAUAAACAACUACCAAAAUGGGCAUUCGAACAACUUGAAGUAACAUGUACGCCUAAUGUUUUCGAUACAAAGAAUACUCUUUGGAAUGUUGAGGAUAAUCAUUUUGCACGUCUUCCAAACGUUAGCGUUAACGUUUAUGCUCCAUCAUUUUUGGAGAAAUUUCUUGAAUCUCAUGCUGUGAUGUUACAAGGAAACUCGGGUUUGAAACCAAAAGAAGGUGAAAUAACAUCUCGUCCAUGGCAAUGGCCUAUUAAUUAUCGGGGACAAUUUUUCUCCGGUAAUGAUUAUAAAAUAUAUCUACUUGGCAAUCCAAUCAUCUGGUGGCUCAACUUGUUGAUGUUAUUUUUCUAUCCAUUUAUCGUAUUGAUCAUCGUCAUACGACGCAAACGAUGCUGUGAUGAAAUUCCAUUGAUCGAGAAAGAAAACCAAAGAUUUUUGUCCGCAUCCAUUUGGAUAUUCAUCGGUUGGUGUCUACAUUAUUUUCCGUUCUAUGCAAUGGGUCGUGUCCUAUAUUUUCAUCACUAUUUUCCUGCUGCGAUAUUCAGCUCAAUGUUGACGGCCAUUAUUCUUGAUUAUCUAUUUAAUACAUUGCCCAUAUUGAUGUUGUAUAUUGUAUACCAUCGAAAGUCAACAGCCGAAAUCAUUGACCCCCGUUAUCAGAGCGCUCGGCUAGUAUUUCAUUUUAUAUACGGUACAUUCAUAUCAGCGAUUGCAUAUAGUUUUUAUCUAUUCUCACCAUUGGCUUAUGGCAUAAUACGAUUACUUACAUCUGUUACCAGUACAGGUAAUAGUUCUACUGGUUCAUCCAUAAUCAUAGCGGCAGGAGCAGCAAUUGGUUCUAAAAGUACAUUAUCCACCGAUGAUUUGAAUGCUGAUCAUAUUGAUUAUAGUAGUGAACAACAGAUGAAAAGCCUUCGUUGGAUGGAUUCCUGGGAAUUUUGAUUAUUAAUAUGACUAUGAUGAUGAUUAUGAACAUGUUUAUUAUGGAAUAUCACGCUCAAGCUGAAUAAAAAUGUUUGAACUCAAAUCAUCAUUAAUUAAUCAAUUGAAGCGAAUAUGAAUGGAG
Messenger RNA from Dermatophagoides farinae (American house dust mite), 2930 nucleotides. RefSeq names its product Protein O-mannosyl-transferase 2 (gene tw). Gene Ontology annotation, molecular function: dolichyl-phosphate-mannose-protein mannosyltransferase activity. The record is from RefSeq and is a predicted model, not a curated record. Lineage: Eukaryota; Metazoa; Arthropoda; Arachnida; Sarcoptiformes; Pyroglyphidae. Gene Ontology annotation, biological process: protein O-linked glycosylation via mannose. Gene Ontology annotation, cellular component: endoplasmic reticulum; membrane.